CAAUGAUAUACAAGUGCUAUCACAAGUCUCAGCUUAACACAGCACACAUAGCAAGGGGUUUUCUUUUAAAUUAUAUAAUAAAUAACAAGAAAACAGAAUAGAGAAGAAUAGAGCAUUUUGGAGAAUAGAGAAUUUUUUUUAUAAAAAAAACAAGCAGUUAGUAAAUGAAUAGAGUGCAGGUCUAAUGUUUGAGUGUGUGUGUGUGUGUGUUUGUGUAUGUCUGUGUUUUGAGUGUUUGUGUGUCAGUGUUUGUGUGUGUGUGUUGGGUGGAGAGAGUGUGUGACAGUCUCGUCUCUCAUUGGCUGAGCGUCUCUGUGCAGUGUAGCGCUGCUCCUCGGUAAUCUCCGGCGGGUGUGUGUGUGUGUGUGUGUGUGUGUGUGUCGGUGUGCGGCUAGUGCUGGAGCGGCGGAUGAUGGCGGAUGCUCGCGCUGAGCUGCAGGUGCAGAAGCUGCAGGAGCUCGUGAGGAGACUGGAGCGUCAGAACGAGCAGCUGCGGAGCUCCCGCUGCAUCCCGCCGGAUCCGUUCCCGUAUUUCCAGCCGCAUUCCGCCGCCGAGGAUGAGGAUGAAGAGGAGCCGCGCGCGCUCCUGGACGAGCUGCCGCUGCUGGACCUGCAGAGCGCGCGCGGAGACUCAGACGAGACCUGGCUCUACGUGUCUCCCAGGUCUCAUCUGAGGUCCGGCACCGGUCUGGACGCUCUGCAGUGGACUCGACAUGUUCUGGAUCAGCUGGACACUGGCCAAAGACUGGAGUCUGUCAGUAGAUGGAGGUCAGGCUUCUCCUCUCCUGCUCUUCCUCGUGCUCGUGUAGUUGGAGUUUCUCCUCUCUGCACCUCCUCUCCCUCCUCAAAACCCUGUGCUCCCCUUCCCAGCAGCACCUCCUGUGAGAGAGCAGGUCGCAGUGUGUUCGCUCAGCCGUCGGUGAUGGACAGCGAUGUGAGCGUCGCCGCUGUUUCUCUCGGUCAUAAGCUGCAGGACCUCACAGAUGUCCAGGUGAUGGCCCGACUGCAGGAGGAGAGUUUGCGUCAGGACUACGCCUCCACCUCUUGCUCUGUGAACCGCCGCAGCGCCAGCUUCUCCUUCCAGUUCGGCCAGCGCAGUGAUUCACACCUGGACGAGGAGGAGGAGGAGGAUGAAGACUACGGUCAGUUACCGCCGCCGCAGCCACGUCUGAGUCGAGCCGGACCACUGCAGCGCAGCCUGCCGCAUUCACACACCUUCAGCAGCAUCAGGGACUGGACGCAGACGCAGACGCAGACGCCUGAGCACUGCAGAGACACGCAGCCCGGCCUCAGGAACAGCUCAGUUGAAAAUGAGAAUCAGCUGAGGAGGAGUAUGCCGAACCUGCUGGUGUGUGCGGCGCUGUCGUCAGUGUCCGUGAAGAACAGCCAGAGCUUCGACUCGUCCGGUGCUCUCCAGAGCUCCAUUCCUGCUCUGGCGCAGCUGCAGAACCGUGUCCAGAGCGUGGGGAGCUUCUCGUCCCGUCAGCCGCUCAAAGCCACAGCGUACGUCAGUCCCACCGUCAAGGGCCCGUCCCCCAUGACCUCCUCCGUCAGUCUACAGAGUCUGACGGUCACCGGGGUCCCUAAAGCAGCGGCAGGGUCACGCAGCGGUCUGCCUCGGCCCUCGUCCUUCAUCAGCGCCGGCUCCGGCCCUCGAGCCAAACUCAGCGCUCCGCUGCGCAGUUUGCUGCCGCCGCCGAAGAGCCUGGCGACGCUGAGCACGCUGAGGGAUGGGAGCUGGCGCCACGGCUGUUACUGACGCUUAGAGACGGGUCCAGAGCGCCCUGCUGGCCCGGGCCGCUCGCUUUCUCACCAAGUGCUCUUGAGGAGGCUUCCAGAGCAAACACAGCUCUGUAUGCAAACGCACCGAGGAUCUGAGUGAUCACACAUGCUGCUAAACCAGGGGCCCCUCGUCCCUGCGCUGAAGCAAUCCAGCUUAAACUAAACCAGUUGAAACUGUCAGAAUACGCUCUUAUUAAAAUUAAAGCUGCUUAAAAGGUUCUUCACAGCGAUGCCACAGAAGCUUUUGAGAGGUUCUUCAGAUGUUCAAGGUUCUUUAUUGAACCAUUUAGACAAAAAAAGUUUCUUCCAUGGCAUCACUCUGAAGCACCUUUAAUUUUGAGAGUGUAUAAUUCCGUUUUUAUGAUUUCAAAAGUUUUAUUUACAGGUAUGUAAGAGUUUUAAUGUGAAUAUGUUUAUAUGAUUAAUAGUGCUUUUUAACUUAUACCCUCUCAAUCACUGAUCUGUACGGACCAAUUAUUGCACCUUUUGACUUUUUGAUUAUAAUUGUUCUUGUAUUAAUUUAAUGCUGCACUUUCACUGUUAAUGUUUAUUUCUCCUUUCUGUCUGGAAUCAGGAUGAUUUUCAGAGGCACUGUAGAUCCAGCACUGUAUUUAUUUAUUUAAAAGUUAUCUUCUCAUCUCUUUCCUUAAUUUAUUGUGUAAAAUAUAUUUAAAAGAGCAUUCUUCAUGUUUGCACAUUGUU
This is a messenger RNA of Cyprinus carpio (common carp), 2484 nucleotides long. RefSeq names its product SLAIN motif-containing protein 1-like. Gene Ontology annotation, biological process: cytoplasmic microtubule organization; microtubule nucleation; positive regulation of microtubule polymerization. The coding region runs from base 410 to 1759 and encodes 449 amino acids. The transcript is spliced from 9 exons. The record is from RefSeq and is a predicted model, not a curated record. Lineage: Eukaryota; Metazoa; Chordata; Actinopteri; Cypriniformes; Cyprinidae. Gene Ontology annotation, cellular component: microtubule plus-end.